Patella vulgata (common limpet) is the source of this 1022-nucleotide messenger RNA. RefSeq names its product soma ferritin. The record is from RefSeq and is a predicted model, not a curated record. Gene Ontology annotation, cellular component: cytoplasm. Lineage: Eukaryota; Metazoa; Mollusca; Gastropoda; Patellidae. The transcript has 5 exons. Gene Ontology annotation, biological process: intracellular iron ion homeostasis; iron ion transport. Bases 93 to 809 code for a protein of 238 amino acids. Gene Ontology annotation, molecular function: ferrous iron binding; ferric iron binding.
AUGUGGGAUACAAAGUUCAGAUGAACAAACAAUAGUUUAUAAUUAUUUGAGUUAUAUAGUCUAGGUUUAGAAACAUCGGUGUCAGUAGCAUCAUGUAUAAAUUCGCAGUCUUAGUUGGUGUGUGUUCCCUGUUAUUGGUUAUUCCCACCCUCACGUGGAGGAAUAAAGCCAUUGAUGACAGUUGGGAUGAUGAUGACGAUGCUUGGCUUCAGGGAGAUGAUCCAGCUGUUGUAGAGGAGGUAGAUGAUGCCCCCGACGCGAACAUUGAUGACAAUGAAGCUGGUCCAACCAAUGUUAAUGGUGCCAAUAUUGUCAAACAACGGUUCCAUUACAACAGCAUCAUGCAGUUAAAUGGUAGAAUCAACGAUAGCUUGGCCACAAGUUACACCUAUCUCACCAUUGCUUUCUAUUUCGACCGAGCUGAUGUAGCCCUCCCUGGUUUUCACAAGUUCUUAAUGGAGGCUUCAGAGAACGAAAGAAAAGAUGCCACGAAAUUAAUGGCUUACAUCAACAAACGAGGUGGAUGGUUCAAACUGAGGAGAAUCGUAGCCGAAGAGAGACCAUGGACAAGUGGUCUACAAGUAUUGGAAUACAUGCUGGCUCAUGAAAGAUUCAUGAAUGAUAACUUCUUGUAUACACACAAAGUAGCCAGUGAAAGCAACGAUGGACAUUUGACCGAUUUCCUUGAGGGAGAAUUCCUUGAACCUAGAGUGGAAUUCAUCAAGAAAUUGGGUGGUUACAUCACUCAGCUCAAAUCCUUCUCCAAAGAUUACAAUCUGGGAGAAUACAUUUUUGAUGAAGAACUUUAAAUUCCAGCCUUUAAAUGUACCAAUCAAAUCAGCUGAAACAAAAAAAAAACAGACCGAUAUUUAAAAUCAUAUCGUCCAAUUAAAUCAGCUGUAGCAAAACAAACUGAUAUUUAGAAUCAUAUCGUCCAAUUAAAUUGUCUUAUAUUUGCAAGAAAUAAUGAUAGAAGAUGAAAUUCUGUAUCAGUCAUCUGGAAUAAAAUAAUAAAAACAUUA